AUGCCUCUAUACAAUGUCACCCUAAAAGAGAACGCCUCGCCCGAGGAGCUCACCAAGGCCAAGGAUAAGGCGAAGGCCGACGGCGGCAACAUCAAGCACGAGUUCACUUUGAUCAAGGGCUUUACCGUCGAGUUCCCGGAUGACAAGGUCGGUGUCCUCCAGACCAAUGACCACAUCCACGUCGAGCAAGACCAAGAUGUCAAGACCCAGUGA
This is a messenger RNA of Exophiala bonariae, 213 nucleotides long. RefSeq lists its product as uncharacterized. The transcript is spliced from 3 exons. Gene Ontology annotation, biological process: vacuole fusion, non-autophagic. Lineage: Eukaryota; Fungi; Ascomycota; Eurotiomycetes; Chaetothyriales; Herpotrichiellaceae. Gene Ontology annotation, molecular function: endopeptidase inhibitor activity. The coding region runs from base 1 to 213 and encodes 70 amino acids. The record is from RefSeq and is a predicted model, not a curated record.